AUGGAGAGGCGGCGCCGAAGGAGCCAGGAACCUGAGGGAAGGGAGAAGGAGAGAGCCUAUUCUGAAAUGUACAGAAUACAGAACGCGGAGAUCAUCCGGGCUCGUAAGGCGGUGCUGACGGAGGAAAAAAAGGCCGCUUUUAGUGCUCAUAAAGCCGCUCAGAUGAGAGGAUACAGAGCCGCAAAGAAAGCCAAUCGUGAAGACAAAGUGCCCCAUGAUAUGCCGGCCAAGAACGCCCGUCGAAAUGCAUCUCUCAAGGCACAACGGGCUGGUGACGUGCUUCAAAAAGAGAAGGCCAGCUACUGGUGA
Messenger RNA from Aspergillus pseudotamarii, 309 nucleotides. RefSeq lists its product as uncharacterized. The record is from RefSeq and is a predicted model, not a curated record. The coding region runs from base 1 to 309 and encodes 102 amino acids. The transcript has a single exon. Lineage: Eukaryota; Fungi; Ascomycota; Eurotiomycetes; Eurotiales; Aspergillaceae.